AUGGUCCACUUCAAGUCUACUGUUCUGGCUGGUAUGGCUGCGGCUCCCUCUGCGUAUGCAUGGGGUUCGCUCGGUCAUACGACUGUUGCGUACAUCGCACAGAACCUCGUCUCGCAGGAUACCAAGAAGUUCGCCCAGCGUAUCUUGAACGAUACCUCGGCAUCGUACCUUGCCAACGUAGCCACAUGGGCCGACAGCUACCGCUACACCGCCGAAGGCGCCUUCAGCUCACCCCUGCACUACAUCGACGCCCUGGACUCGCCCCCCACAUCCUGCGGAGUUAACUACGAGCGUGACUGCCCCGAGGAAGGCUGCAUCGUGUCCGCCAUCGCUAACUAUUCCACCCGCGCCGUCACCCAGUCCGUCGGCCUCACUGAGCAGCAGAAAGCGCUUAAAUGGGUGAUCCACUUCGUCGGCGACAUUCACCAGCCCCUGCACGUCGAGAACCUGGAAGUCGGCGGCAACCUCAUCAACGUUACCUUCAACGGCGCCCGAACCAACCUGCACGCCGCAUGGGACACGGCGAUCCCGCAGAAGCUCGCCGGCAACUUCUCGCUGGCCAACGCCGAGCGCUGGGCGACAAACCUGACCGGCGAGAUCAAGCGUGGCGCGUACAAGAAAGAGAGCAAGACCUGGACCAAGGGCCUGCAGGCGAAGAAGCCUGUCGACACGGCUAUGCUCUGGGCCAAUGACGCAAACGCAUUCGUCUGCUCGACCGUCCUCCCCACCGGCCCGGAGACCGUGCGCAACCAGGAGAUCAGCGGCGCGUACUACGACACCGCCAUCCCCGUGGUGACGAAGCAGAUUGCAAAGGCCGGGUUCAGACUCGCUGCGUGGCUCGACGCGGUGGUGGAGAACGCGGGCAAAGGCGUGAUCAAGGGUGCGGACGGGAAGUACGGACUCAGCAAGAGGGCGUUCGAGUACGAGGCUUGGCAGCUCGCGGCCAAGGAGAAGAGGGCGCUGUUUGGCGACGAUUGCGGGUGUGGCGAGGACCAUGCUCAUUAG
This is a messenger RNA of Didymella exigua CBS 183.55, 1005 nucleotides long. Its product is annotated as nuclease PA3. The coding region runs from base 1 to 1005 and encodes 334 amino acids. The record is from RefSeq and is a predicted model, not a curated record. The transcript is spliced from 2 exons. Gene Ontology annotation, biological process: DNA catabolic process. Gene Ontology annotation, molecular function: nucleic acid binding; endonuclease activity. Lineage: Eukaryota; Fungi; Ascomycota; Dothideomycetes; Pleosporales; Didymellaceae.